Messenger RNA from Dentiscutata erythropus, 183 nucleotides. Lineage: Eukaryota; Fungi; Glomeromycota; Glomeromycetes; Diversisporales; Gigasporaceae. The record is from the annotation of a GenBank genome assembly.
CAAAUUCAAGAAACAACGACCAGCAACUCUACUGAUCCUAAAUAUUACCUAGAAAAAGAAAAACCAGAAGAGAAAAGAGCUACUGAAAGAAGAAAAACAAUGACAAACCAAAAUCAAGACAAAAAUAAUAACACUCAAAGUCGAAAACUACCAAAAUCAAGAAUUGACGACCAGCAACUCUAA